This is a messenger RNA of Canis lupus familiaris (dog), 2436 nucleotides long. Its product is annotated as basic proline-rich protein-like. Lineage: Eukaryota; Metazoa; Chordata; Mammalia; Carnivora; Canidae. The record is from RefSeq and is a predicted model, not a curated record. The transcript has 6 exons. The coding region runs from base 1 to 2436 and encodes 811 amino acids.
AUGCUCACCACUAUACCACCAACGCUGCACAGCCCGGGCCGCCCCCGGACGCCGGCCCAGGCUCCGCACCAGCGCCUCCUCGCCCUCUCGCCACCGCCUCCGCCUGCCGCAGCCCUGCCCCGACGUGCCGGCCGGCCGCAGCUCUGCGCCGUCGCGGGCGCCACCAGCGGCCGCCCGGCGCCCCACCCGCGCCACCCCCACGCAGCCCUGGCUGCUCCGCAGGCACGACCGCCCGCCGCCUCCGCCGCCCGCCUCUGGGGGGCGCUCUCGCCGCCCUGCGGCUCCCGGGCCCUCGGCUGCCCGCCGGGGAGCCCGCCCCUUCCCGGCAGCCGGGCAGCUGUCCGUCGCGUGAGCGAGGAGCCCGUGGCGGCCAGCCUCCCGUCAGGAGGUCCCGGCUGGGCUGGGCCGAGCCCGCACGCGCCAGGGCGCCAGGGCGCCAGGGCCGACGAGGAAGGGCAGGGGCGCGGCGGCGGCGCCCGCGACCAAAAGAGGGCGUGUCUCGCCUCCCCGUCGGGGAAUCGAACCCCGGUCUCCCGCGUGACAGGGGGGAUACUCACCACUAUACUAACGAGGACGGCGGCGGCGGCCGCCCGGGCGCCCGACCCCUCUCCGCCCGCCCGCCCGCCCGCCGGCCUGCCUGCCUGCCCACGCCCACCCGGGCCCUCGACGUCCCGCGCGCCCGUCCUGCCAGGCGCCCGCCACGUGCCCCGGGCCACGGCCCACCCGGCCCGACCCCCCGGCCGCCGCGUCAGCGCGCACAGCAGUCCCCCGGCCCGACUCGGAGCGUCGCGCCCCCGGACCCGCCGCCGCCCCCGCCCCGCCCAGCCGCGCGGGGAUGGCGGCGGGAGAAGACGCCCGACACGGCAAGCAGGGCUGCGCGAGCGAGCCGGAGGCCCCGCGCCGGGGAUGGGGGGCGGGGGCGGGGGCGGCGGGGGCGGCGGGGGGCCGGACGCCGGCAGCAGGGUGCGCGCCGGGAAGGGGGAGGGGGCGGCGGCGAGGACCGCGGCGAGGGCGGCGGCGCCAGCAGAGUCAGUCGGCGGGCCGUUGGCCUCGUCGACCGGGACGCGAGUCCCGUCCGUCCGUCCGUCCGUCCGUCCGUCGCGCACCCACACGGCCGCCAGCCAGCUCCGGGGUCGGCGCCGGGUCCCAGCCAGGUCGCAGUCUCCCCUGGAGGCGUGGGUUCGAAUCCCACUCCUGACACGCCCACCUUUUGGCCCGCCCAACGCGGGCUCUCCGCACCCGGGCCUGGACGACGCCCUGUCUGUCCCGCCUUACACGCCGCUGGGGCUGCGGGCUGCGGGCCAGCCGCGGGCCGAAAUGCCGGCAGCCCCGCGCGGGCCGGGCCACGCUCCCACUGAGGGGCGCGCCUCGCUCGCCUCCUCGCUCUCCCAGCCCCGCCCUACACCUCCCCCGCCCGCCCGCCGGGAGCGCGGGGUCCCCACGGCCUGUCCUUUCCGCCGGCCCCCAUUCAUUCCGUGGUCUCCACCCCCUCCGUCCCCGGGGCGCCCACGAGGCGUGGCCACCCGGAGGCCUCACCACGGCCACACGCCCGCCAGGCGGGCAGCCGAGCCCUCCGCGCGCCAGCCAGAGACGGGACCCCCGCCCCGUUCGCUGGGCCUGGCCCGGGGGGGCGGGGUGGGGUCCACCCCGCCGUGGUGGCUCCGGGGAGCCCUGAGCGCAAGGACGCCAGCGCGCUCCCUCACCGCGCCGCCCGCCAGCCAGCCAGCCGGCGGCCGCUCCGCCCAAGCGCACCUGCCGGCCUCACCCCCACCGCAGCCCAGCCGGCCCCGACGGAGAGCUGCGGGCAGAGCUCACACGCCUUUCUUUGGCCUCUUGGCUUGGGCGCUACUCGGCGGCCCCAUCUCCGACGACGACACCGACGCCGACACGCACACACGCGCCCCCCCCCCCCCCCCCCCCCCCACCCCGCGGCACCCCGGGAGCGCACACAAUCCGAGCUCCGGGCCCCAGCCGGCCCCCGCCGGCGCGCACUGCACGGGCCGGAGAGCCAUCCGCCCAUGGGCCUUCGGGGGGGCGCCGGGAGGGAAGGGAAGGUCCGCGCUGAGCUGCGCCGGCCACAGACGCCCCGCGCUGCCUGGGAAUCGGGCGCGGGUCAGGCUUGGCCAGGCUGCUCCUCCCGGCAGGACAGUGUGGCGGCGGCCCCGCCCCAGGGAGAGGGCGCAGGGUGAGCCGAGUCCGCCUCGGGGCCUCGCUGGGACCGUGGGCGCCGCGCGCCGGCCCGAGCCCGAGCCCGAGCCCGAGCCCGAGCCCUCGGCGCAUCUGCACGGGCGCGGAGCCUGUCUUGCAGACCGCGGGCCCGCCGCCCGCCCCCGCGCAGCGGGUGCUCACCACUGGCCGUGCCGGGACGACGACGAGCGCCGCUGGGGAAGCCGUCUGGUGGCCGCCGCCACCGGUGCAUGGGUGGUUCAGUGGUAG